Lizanozyma spartinae is the source of this 1254-nucleotide messenger RNA. RefSeq names its product Rei1p (gene REI1). The record is from RefSeq and is a predicted model, not a curated record. Gene Ontology annotation, cellular component: preribosome, large subunit precursor. The transcript has a single exon. Lineage: Eukaryota; Fungi; Ascomycota; Pichiomycetes; Serinales; Debaryomycetaceae. The coding region runs from base 1 to 1254 and encodes 417 amino acids. Gene Ontology annotation, biological process: ribosomal large subunit biogenesis.
AUGAGCGGUAGAAUAACGUGCACGUCAUGCGGGUUAGAGUUCCCCUCAUCCGCAGACCAACGGACUCAUAUGAAAGGAGACUGGCACAGAUACAAUUUGAAGCGGAGAGUGGCCCAGUUACCUCCAAUCAGUGAAGAUUUAUUUAAAUCCAAGGUCGCUACCUUAAGUAGUAGUAAUAAUGAAGCUGAAGAAGACUCUGAGGCCAACGGAAGCGGUCGUGAGAAGCAGGUCACCAAGAAGGAAUUACGCAGAAGAGAGAAGGAAGCGUUACUCGAGAAGAAGAGACAAUUGUUGGAGUUAGCCAAAGCUCAAAUGAUAGCAAAGAUUAACGGAGAUACGCCAGAGCUGAAGGAAGAACUGAAGGAAAAACUGAAGGAAGAAGAAGUUAAGCAGAAACCAGAACAAAAAGAUCUGCAACCGGAGUCACCGGAACAAAAUCUGCCACUGCCAUCUGACUCCGAAUUAACAGAAGACCAAUUGGCCGAGAAGUUAAUGGCUAUAAAGUUAAAGUCACUGGUAGAAAUUCCUUCUACAACUUGUUUAUUCUGUCACCCCAAACAAAAGGCAUCGUUCUCCACCGUGGAAGAGAACGUGGAGCAUAUGUUUGCCAAACACGGUCUCUUUGUACCUGAGCAACUGUACUUGGUUGAUUUAGAGGGCUUGAUCAAGUACUUGGGAGAGAAGAUCGGGCUUGGGAACGUUUGUUUGGUGUGUUCGUAUCAAGGAAGAAAUGUUGAGGCUGUGAGAGAGCAUAUGAAUGUGAAGAGACACAUGAGAAUCCCCUACGAGAGCGAAAACGAAAAGUUGGAGAUUUCUGAGUUCUAUGACUUCAGCUCCACAUAUGAACAGGAUGGUGAUGCUGCUGAAGGUGAUGAUGAAGAUUGGGAGGAUGUUUCUGGUGAAGAAGAUGACGAUGAUGAAGAUGAUGAUGAUUAUAGUAUGGCGUCACGUGACCGAGGUGCACUCUUACAACAUGGCCAUGAUUUGAUAUUACCCUCGGGUGCAGUCUUGGGACACCGUCAAUUUGCAAGAUAUUACAGACAAAACUUGGCUCCUGAAAGAGAAUUGACCGAGGGUCAAGGGACGGUAAUAGCUGCCGAAACAAGACACAUGUUAACCGUUAAAGACAGACAAGAGUUGGCUGUAAAGAAGAGAGCCUGGUCCAGACAAAAGAAAAGAGAAGAUGUUAAUGAUAGAAGAGCUGCCAAGUUUGUUAAUAACCAGCCUCAUUUUAGAGACCAGUUAUUGCAAUAA